UUAACAGAGAAGGGAUGAUAUUCGUGAAGUAGAUGAAAGACUUACAAGGACGAUCAUGGAACUAAAGAAUGAUCAGGCAAAUCUUAAACAGGAAAUUACUCAAGAAAUCAGACAGGAAAUUUCUAGUCUUAGACAAGAGUCAAAGGCUACACUCAAAACAAUUGAGAAUCAGAUUUCACAAAUAUUCAAAAUGAUGUCUGAGAGACACUAUGGACAACUCCCUAGUAACAUUGAGAACAACCCAAAAGAGAGAGUCAAUGCUAUUGAUGCCAAGGAAGAAAAACACGAAAAGUGUGACCCAAUGGAUAAUAUUUGUGGAAUAUGCCAAUGUAGGAAAAAAUGAAAGGAAGAAGAGACUAUCUCUUGUAGUCCCAAUCUUGAAUCAAACACUGCAAAUGCUUCGUGCAAAAUCUCAAUGAAGGAAAACAAUGAGAAAACCACUUCUGAAAAACAACCUGAAAAGAAAGAGCAACCACAAGACAAGACCAAAAUUCCAGAGGAGAAGGACACGGCAAGAGAAGGUACAAUUAAUGCUUUUAUCUAAAAAAAUUUCAAUAACAAAGAAUGUCGUGAGUUAUUUGAAUAAGGCAACUGUGAUAAUUUUACUUGCUUAAGCCAAGAGUCUUCGGCUUGUUUGACUACGAGUUACCCCAGAAAGAAGGGCGACCUAGGAGCCUUGGUGAUUCCUUGUUCUAUACAGAACAUGGAUCCUCAAAAUGCUCUAGCUGACCUCGGAGCUUCAAUUAAUGUUAUGUCUUCAAGUUUAUUUGAAAAAUUGAAAUUGCCAACUUUGAAACCGACAAGGCUGACACUCCGUUUAGCUGACGGGACCACAUGGUACCCGAAAGGCUUGGCGGAGGAUGUACUAGUAAGAAUAGGAAAAUUUCUUGUGCCUGUCGAUUUUGUUGUUUGUAAGAUGGGAGACACCGAGCCCCAUGGUUCUUUGAUUCUUGGAAGACCAUUCUUGGCAACUUGUCAUGCUCGAAUAGACGUAAGCUCAGGGGAAAUAACCUUGAGGUUUGAUAGACAAGACAAGAAUGAAGGAAAAGAAAGAACAGAGGAGAAAGAUGAAGAGGUGAAGGCAAUGGUCGAGAAGAAGACCAAAUCAAAACAGAGAUGGAAAAAUGACAAGCUAACCUGGAAAAACACGUGGGUACCGAAAUGCUUUCUACCCACUACCAAAGAAUUUGGUUGAGAAGAACAAGGUAUGAUGCGUCUAGCCAAAGACGUAAACUGUGGCGCCUCUUGGGAAGCAACCCAAGGUUUAAUAAAUUGUCUUAUGUUUCUUUUUAUGUUUUCUUUUUUUUUUUUUAUGUUUUGUCAAAAUUCCAUUUGGUACCAUGUUUUGGAAGACUAAUUUAUAGGGUUUGAGACUGGAAAAUGCAUUGGAAAGGCCUAAUUCGGACACAAGUUUGAAGAAAAAGAACAAAAUCGGAGGAAAAUGUUGCACCGAGCUGACACGCACACUCACACGCGUGCAAACGUGCGUGGGAACAAAACAGUGAGCCCACACGCAUGCUCACACGCGUGCAGCCCGGCGUGAAGGCAACAUUGCGAAUUUAAGCUCACUUCGGCCGAAACCACGCCACUUCCACCCUAAAACCUAAAAAUCUCUCUUUUCUCCACGCAAGGUAACCUCCAAGCUUAAAGGUUUGAGAAAAGUGAUUUAUUUUCAUCUUCCAAAGGGUUAAAAGCAUCAUUAUCAAGGAUGGGAAGAUCUAAGGAAAUAGCCAAGAAAACUAAACAUGAUCACGCGGAAUCCAACCGAUCGAGAGCUCGACCCCAAGCUUCACGAAACCAACCAGAAGUUCCACAAGCUCCUCAAGAGAGAGGCACAAGAUCUUUAAGGCAUCUAACACCUCCUGAGCGUGCUCUAGUGGACACUUAUAAGAGCAAGCAACUGAGUGUGGGCAGAUUCUUUGAAGACAAUGUUUUAAGAGAAUUCGAAUGCCUAGAUGAAGUGAAUCGAUUGAUAAGGCAUCCUCGAUUGAGCCUAUUGUUCGAAUUGCGAGGUCCAACCUACUCGCCUGUCACUUAUGAGUUUUUGGCCACACUAAACAUCAAGAAAGAUGCAAAUGAUGCAAGAGAGUCAAUCUCAUUUAGUUUGUUUGACAAUCACUACAGUCUCUCGGUUAACACUUUGGGUGUUGCUCUUGGAUUUCAAGAUGCUAUUUCGGUAACUAUGCCAUAUUUCAGGGAUUACAAGACUAAUUUUAACUCAGAUGCGGUGGCUGUUCAAUAUUGGAAAAGCAUCACCAACAAUGCAGCGUACAACUCCUCCAACUUAAAGGCAAAGCUCAUCACUAGAAACUCUCUGAAAGCCAUCAAAUUGGCUUUUGCAGUAAACCUCUCUGGCAGAACCACCAACAAAAAUAAAGUUUACAGGCAAGAUUUUUUCUAUAUGUGGUGCAUGGAGAACAGAGUUAGCAUUAACAUGGGCGUUCAGGCACGAAAAUGGCUUCAAACCCAACUAAAGAAAAAGGUAAAAACUGUCUUUAUAGGACCUUUUGUUACUCGACUGUGCCAGGGUUUGGGUCUAGCAAACCGUCUCCCAGGUGAGAGAGACGAGGGUCCCAUGGUUGCUUUCUCAGUGAGCGAGUUCUUCGCAAUGUACCUUAAGUUAGGAGGGGAUGAUGCACCUGAUUUGGAGGUUGAUGAUGAGACUGAUGAGGAGGAUGAAGAAAAUGAUGAUGAGGGGAAUGAUGAUGCAGCAGCGCAAGAGCAUGGCGAGCCUAGUGCACAGCAUGAUGGCUCUACCUCAAUGGAUUGGGAGGUGUCUCAAGCUUUCCAAAUGUAGCUCCAUGAUGAACAAAUGGAUUAUUUGCGCGAGCAACAAGCAUGGUAAGAGGGGCAAUUCACUUCCGUAUUUGCACGCCAGGACAGGCAGGACGAGCAGUUCUUAACAUUCCAAGCUAGUCAGAAUGAAGAGCUUCUUCGUACUCGAAGAGUAGUUGAGGAGAAUGCUAGGAUGAUCCAGGAGCUUCAGGCUCAAUUUGCUAGGCAGUUCCGUCCUCCGUCCUUCGGUGAUCAGUGAUGCAACACUCAUCCACUCAUGACCCUGAUUCCUGGUCCUUGAAAAUGAAGUCUGAAAACUUUGGUUACCAUUUGGUUGAUGACCCAUCAAAACAUUAGGUUCCCUACGCGUGGGGUUCCGCCUUUAAUUACUUUAUUUUAUUUUUUUUUUCGCUUUAUGUUUAUGAUUUAUGCUUUUACGUUUAAACUACUUUACUUUUCAUGCACUUUAAUAAUUGCUAGUUUACUCGAAUAAUUUUUGCUUCA
Ipomoea triloba (trilobed morning glory) is the source of this 3279-nucleotide messenger RNA. RefSeq lists its product as uncharacterized. NCBI's taxonomy places the organism in Eukaryota, Viridiplantae, Streptophyta, Magnoliopsida, Solanales, Convolvulaceae. The record is from RefSeq and is a predicted model, not a curated record. The coding region runs from base 1709 to 2797 and encodes 362 amino acids. The transcript has 2 exons.